AUGGCGUUUGCUGGGACAAAUAUCAGUUUGUUCCAACCGGAUAUCACCCAAAAACUAACGGAGCGCAUAGAUGACCUGAAGCACAAAAUCGCUGCUUGGGGGAAGCGGAUUCGACGAUUUAGCGAGAGGUCAAGGCGGUUCAACCAGAAUCAUCUCUUCCAGAGUGAUCAGAAGAGGCUCUAUAAAUCAUUGGAGAGACCAGAUGUAUGUGGAGCGGGCCCAGGACUGGAUCAGGCCGACACUGUCGCAUUUUAUCGUGGCCUGUGGUCAGAGCCCGUAAACCACAGCGAGGGGUCUUGGAUGGAAGUUGUGGCGAGCCAGAGUGCAAGUGUUACGCCUAUGGACCCCGUCACCAUAUCGCCUGAAGACGUGGCUGAGGCCUCUCCACUACUGGGAUCACUCAUUUGGUUCCUAAAGAUCAGGAUACCACAGACCCGAGCAAAUACCGCCCCAUCACGUGUCUACCCACCAUAUAUAAGACACUGA
Molecule: messenger RNA, 486 nt
Organism: Parnassius apollo (apollo)
Lineage: Eukaryota; Metazoa; Arthropoda; Insecta; Lepidoptera; Papilionidae
Source: the annotation of a GenBank genome assembly